This is a messenger RNA of Cryptococcus amylolentus CBS 6039, 819 nucleotides long. RefSeq lists its product as hypothetical. Bases 53 to 706 code for a protein of 217 amino acids. The transcript has 3 exons. Lineage: Eukaryota; Fungi; Basidiomycota; Tremellomycetes; Tremellales; Cryptococcaceae. The record is from RefSeq and is a predicted model, not a curated record.
ACAACCCUUUCGAUACAACCCCGCCGCAUUUAGACUUUCUGCAACGACAGCAAUGCCUAAAAUUCGUUGUGCUUACAAAUCUCCCUGCGACUCCGACGACGACUCCGACUUCCCUUUCGGCGACGAAUGGGACGACAUAUGGGGCGACGAUGACGAUCCCAGGGAUAUGGAGGCCUUCUACAAGAUCGUUGAGGAUAUAAACCACCAGGAGAAGAUCCUUGCGUACCUGGACGAGGAAUGCUGGAAUGUGAAGAGCGAUGGCAAGAUUCAGGGCUGGGGCAAGACUGAGGCGAGCCAGGAAGAUUGUCAUCUUCAAGGCGAUUACGAAAAUUAUGAUGGCGAUGACUGGCAAAGCUACAUCUGGGAUCUUGAGCGUGAAGUCAGGGAAUUGAAAAUGCAAGUUAAGGUGAAGGAGCGAGUGCUGGCUAAGCUGGUAGCGAAGAAGAAGGGGGAAAAGGAGCCAGUGAAAUCGGGUGAUAAGCAUGUGGCAGAUGGCGAGAAGAAGGAGGGGGAAAAGGAGCCAGUGAAAGCGGGUGAUAAGCAUGUGACAGAUGGUGAGAAGAAGAACGGCAAGGAUGGCGGCAAGGCAGUGGGCGAGGGUAUCAGGGAAGGAGCGCCUAAGCGCACCAUGGCUUCUCGACAAGCGGAUAUGAACAGGGCUUCUCAAGUAGAGGCUACCAACAGGAAAAAAAGAAGAGUAGAUUGAAUUGUGUAGCUCGUUAGAUACUAAUAGCUAGAUAGGUUCCAAUUGCGCUUCGAUCCAUGUGCUUGCUUGUUGGGUGAAGACCCCAAACACCCCGAAUGCAAUUGUUUGCAGGA